GUACGUGCGAUACCAGGUGUGCAAACGCGUCACGCGUAUCGUGCAUAGUGCUUGGGAGAUUGCGCUUCGUUAUGAGAUCGCGGCAAAAUUACCCGCGUGUGAAAUGAUACGGAAUCACGGACCAACAUCGCCGAGCCGUGCGGCUUGACGUUUUCAUCUUUGGUCAAAUCAACACGUCAAGUGCACAGACGACGCGUACGACCACUUGGUGUGCGUUGUCGACGCAUCGCGAGUUCCGCGCCAAGAGGCAACAUCGUUCCUUGUUCAUCGCGAUCAUUCGUUCUCGAGAGCGGUGCCAGUCUCGUUGCGCGCCUUGUAUGUGAGGAAAAAGAGAAAGAACCAUCGUCGCCGCUGCCAUCGCCGUUACCAUCGCUGCUGCAGAGUGCAGCCGAAAUGCCGCUGCUACGUAAACAGCCGUUUCAACGGCUUCAUGUUUCCUCCGAUUUUAGAGACGAUGAUGAAGUGUACCAUUGCGAAGUUACCAACGAGAUAUUUAAAGAUUACAAUGAAUUUUGCGAGAGAAUUAUUUUGUGCAACUCGCUCAUAUGGUCAUGUAGUAUAACGGGUAAGACUAAUAUGACAUUUGAGGAAGCUUUACAAUGUGAAGAGAAUGCAAAGAAGAGUUUGAAAGAGUUUCCGAUGGAGUUGCGAAUCCCUAUAUUGUAUCUUGCUAGUAAAACAAACAGGUCCUCGUUUAACGAAAUGAUCGAAGACGUUUAUCAAUUUGCGAGAGAUCGCUAUUUCGUAGGAGAAAUGGUGGAGGCUAGCUUCACGGAAGAUUCCUGGUGUAACUGCCACGUUCUUCAAGUCAUUGUACCUUCCGAGCAACAAGUUAAGGCAUAUAUGAACGAAAAUAGCAACAGUCUACAGGAGCAUUAUUAUCAUCCACCGGCAAAAUUAUUUCGUUACGAGGUAGAACAAUUGGAUUCUGGAGAUUCCGAUGUCAGCGAGAUCAUGAUAGUGGAAGCGUCGCAGGUUAGAAGACGGAAGCAGCAUUAUAGCAGAGAGCGUAACAAGAUAUUUCUUCGUCAACUCUGUGAACAAAAUAGUAACGGUAUAUGGGUCGUAAAGGAAAGCGUAUUGGAAAAGUAUGGAAUUAACAAAGUACGUUUCGAUACGAUAUUUGCUGGGACACUUCCAGAUUUUACAGUGCGCGUGAAGAAAUCUGUCAAGCAUAAACAAGAAUCGAUAGAUAAAUUUCUUACUUCGACCGUGUCGAAGCAGAAAACACUGGAGAAGGUGGAUCCUUUGAAGAAAGUUAGCGACAGUGGAAAAGUGAACGAUACCGGUGCGAUAAAGAAAUUUCGUAAACCAAGAAUGAAUGGCAAGUUUAAAGAAGAACUUAAAGCGAAAGCUCUGGAGGAGAAAGCAAAGCGUAAGGAGGAAAGAGCACUGAAAAGCGAACGGAAAAAGGAGAAAAAGCAAAAGUCGGCAGCUUUGGCCGCGUACAUGAAACUGUGGAACAAGCCGAGGGAAGAUCUCGAGUGCGAGGAUCUUUGUCCUAUUCCUGAACCUACUGCCAUCAAAUGCAACAUACCAAACGAGAAAUUCGGAGACUUUGCCAUGAUAUUAGAAUUCCUUGCAUUUUUUAACGAGGAGUUGGAGGUAUCUGUAUAUUUCUCAGGAGGAUUCAAUUUGGAACUAUUGGAAAGGGCAUUGUUGACUGAAGAAGCAUCCGGUCCUUGGAGUGAUCUCUUGCAACUGUUGUUAUUAAACAUAUUGAAAUAUCAAGCGGAGGAAGACAAUGAAGUCGACGCGCAAGCGUCUACUUUGCUAGACAAUAUUAGUCCUUACGAAGGAGCGUCGUCGAUGGCGAAGGCCAUAAAACUUGCCACGAUGGCUUCUACAUGGUGCUCGACUUAUCAAGGCUGCAAAUUGUUGGAACUUACGCUGGACCACGUAACUUUAAGCGAAAUUCUCAGGCAACAUCUAUUAAGCUCCGGAGGACGUAUAAGCGAAGCCGCUUCCAAAUGGCGUUAUUCGCAAAAGGGUGGUUAUACAAAUUUCGACGAUCCUGCGCUCCUUCUGAGGAUUAACGACGCUUACCUCUUGCGAUUGUUGGGCCACCGAAAUGUCAGCGAGCUUAACUUGGAUGAUAAAAUCAAAAUCGUGAUGUGUUUGAUCAAUCAGCUGUUUACGUUUGCAUCGAUCCGCGAUGCGAUCGAGGAACGACACGAUAAGCUGCACCAAGCUAAGAAAGAAUUAAAGCUGUUCUUACUCGCCGAGCAGAAGAAGGAGAAGGAGGAGAAAGAGAAGAUGAGGGAACGCGAGAAGGAAGGAAAACUCGAGGAGGAAGAUGCAAAGCCGAAGAAAAUUACACGCGGCAAUUACGACGAAGAAAGGAAAAAAGAAGAAUAUGAGAACAAGCUGAGAGAAUUACAACAAGCGUCGAGGAACGACAAAAUGAUGCUUUACUUGGGCGCGGAUAGAGCCCAUCGAAGAUAUUGGAGACUUCUGUCUAUUCCAGGAUUGUUCGUAGAAAAUGACGAACGGUGGCCUGGAAGCUGUCUUGCCGAAGGCACUCCGCACCAUCCAGAGUUGCAAGAUAAGGAGGCAACAUACGCGUAUCUAAAAACGAAAUUUGAGGAUGAGUUUAGCGACAAAGAGAACAGCUUUAAGAAAUCGAAAAAGUCACCGAAGAAGCUUCUCUCCUCUGACAAGAGCAGCGUUAAAUCGUCUCGAAAGGAGUUCAAGCAAGAUCUUACCAAUAUUAAAAAGGGCUUGGUAUUGUGCACGGGAGAUAAAGACUGUCCGGUUCAUUGUAAGAGAUCGCCGAUCAAGUGGAGCUUUUACGGGAAGCAAGAAGACGUUCAAGCAUUGAUAGACAGCUUAAGCACAAGGGGCGUCAGGGAGAGCGAGCUUAGAAAUAACCUUUUACAAGAGAUGGACAGUUUGCUUCUGGUUAUCGACGAGUGUCCUAAGCACAGAUUAAAUCCGGACGUAUUUUCAGAUCUCAAGGGACAAAUUAGUAAGUCGAUUACGAGGAAAAACAAGUACGAGAACGCAAACUUAACUUUCCCUCCCGAAACGACGAUCGAGGAAGCGAUGGAAUUGACGUUGAGAGAUCACAUUUUGGACUUUGAAGACAAGAUCAAUGCAGGUUGUUUGGGAUGUCUGAAGAUAAUCGAUCGCACCGUCUGGAGGAACGCGAUCGUUCAGAGAGGUUACGACAAACAAUGUGACAAAUUGAUGUGCGCCGGCAAUGAGAUCGAUCUAGACACACCGGCAAAUACUUUAGUAGACAAGAUAAAGAACGAGUUUAAGCACAGUAGACCCGGUACUCCCGACUCCGAGGUUGGAAGUAUCAACAUAAAGACUUACAGAGAUCCAGGAAUGUACUUAGGUUUACCCGAUGAAACCGAAAUGACGCUCGACCAAAAGCAGCAGACGAUCAUCAAGCAGUUGGCGUGCGCUAUUUUGCAGCUGUCCCACGCUAUAGAGCAGAGGUACUUACAGAGACCGUUAGGACCCGACCAAAAGGAUAAAAAGUGGUCGGGCGAAGAAGCGCGAGAGAGAUGGGAACAAUCACUCGUAGCGUCGACCAACUGGUCUCAAUUGUUCGUUCACUUGAGCACGCUGCACAACAGUGUCGCAUGGGACAGGAGCGCGUUAAACGCUCAGUGUCGCAUAUGUCGGAGGCGUAGAGACGCGGAGAACAUGUUACUCUGCGAUGGAUGCAACCGCGGACAUCACCUCUAUUGUCUCAAGCCAAAACUUAAUGCCGUACCGUCUGGAGACUGGUUUUGUACCGCGUGUAAACCGCCGGAGAUCAAGCCCAAGGGGAAAACUCAAAAGCGAAAGAGGUUCGAAGAGGAGAUUGACGAUGAACCGAUAUUGACCAAAGAGACACGGCACAAUCGCGCGAAGCGCGUGCCUCACAGCGACGAUGAGGGCGAUCAGGUGGAUGAAGAGGACGAUGAGGAGAGUGAGGAGGAUAUAAAUAUACGAUUGGAAAAUCUAUGUGCAUCGUGUAAGACUGGUGGCAGGCUGAUCGCUUGUGAUACGUGUCCAAAUCGUUAUCACCUGGAAUGCGUAGAACCGCCAUUGUCGAGGGCUCCCAGAGGAAGAUGGUCUUGCUUCAAGUGCAAGAAUAAAAGAAGAAAUGCGACAAAAGUGAGGGGGCGCGAAAGGGACAAGGAGAGGCUGUGCGCAGCAGCAGCACGCUCUCGCAUCCAUGGCUUUGCCAAGAGCCUCCUCACUACAGAAUCUACAGACUGGGACGAUAGUAGCGCAUCGGAUGACACCGAACCAAGGCAGACGCGACGCGCAACGAAACGAGCAGCGGAGAUUGAGCAUGAAGGGGACAAGAAUUCAAUUAAGGGAUCAAUGGCAAAGUUGCAAGAAUUAUUAACCGACGUUAGGCACCACAGGGAUUCAUGGCCGUUUUUGUCACCCGUUACAAAAAACGAAGUUCCAGAUUAUCAUGAUAUCAUUUCUAAUCCGAUGGACUUUGGAACGAUAAAAUACAAACUUGGUAAUGGUGACUACGAAGCGUUAGAUCAAUUUUUUUCCGAUUGCCAGUUGGUCUUCGAAAACUGUAGAUUGUACAACAAGGAACACAGUUCCGUAUACAAUUACGUGUACAGGGCGGGCACGCGGCUGUUCAAAUACGUUGAGAAACGUUGCAAGGAAUUGAGCUUGAAUUUCAACCAAGUACAAAUAUUCGAAGAAGAAGAACCGAAGGUGAAGAGGGCAAGAUUGGACGAGGACCAUGUGGAACGAAACGGGGCAAUCGACAGCGGCGAGGACGAUGAUGAAACGGAGACACGGAAGAAGAGAUAGAAGCGGGAUACGCAUAUUUCAGUGUAUACUUGUGAGAUUUUAAUCUGCGCCGCUCAUAAAUCUUAUAUUUUCAUUCGACAAGUGGAUGUGUGUAUCAAUACCGAGCGGUAACCAGAUUCCAAAAGAAGUAGUCAAAACAUUUUCUAAAUACACAUAUAUAUAUAUAUAUAUAUAUAUAUAUAUAUAUAUAUAUCGAUUCCAUUGCAAAGAGUAAUAAGAAGUUGUGUCGACACUAUUUAUGGAGGCAAUAGUACAAUUUUGAAAAUUAUUUUGUCGAAUCAACCGGCGCGUAUACGAAGAAAGAUUGUCUCUUUUUUUUUCUUUGUCAAAGAUUGAUUUCUUCGAGGCUUGUAAUAAAGAUGUAUGCAGUAUUAUUUGCAAAAAUGCAUAUACAUAGCUACACUA
Messenger RNA from Ooceraea biroi (clonal raider ant), 5187 nucleotides. RefSeq names its product ATP-dependent chromatin assembly factor large subunit (gene Acf). Lineage: Eukaryota; Metazoa; Arthropoda; Insecta; Hymenoptera; Formicidae. Gene Ontology annotation, molecular function: protein binding; DNA binding. Gene Ontology annotation, biological process: regulation of DNA-templated transcription; regulation of heterochromatin formation; positive regulation of DNA replication. The record is from RefSeq and is a predicted model, not a curated record. Gene Ontology annotation, cellular component: CHRAC; nuclear chromosome.